GUUUAUUUGCCGCUUCCUCAACGCAUUUAAGCGCAUUUGACUAUUGUUUGUCUUUCGAAACAGAACAGAAUCGGAAACUGGUGUCCAGAAUAAAGCCCCUUUAACAAAUCAAACGAAUUGCCGCAAGUGUGUGUAUUCUAAAUAAAUAUUUGAAAAUUUGUUAAACUUUAAUAAAGAAGACAAAAGUGUGUGAAAAGCGAAGAUGAAGCUGCUGUUUGCUGUUCUACUGAUCACGUUGGCUUCAAGCGGCGUUUUGACUUUGCCCGCACGUAAUAGUCCACAGGACGAUGCCGAGGUGAUAUCCGUGCCACAACGUCGACCCGUAAGCGAAUCAAGCGAUACGGACUUCCAUGACUUUAAGGGCGUCAUCGAUACGGGCGAUAUUGAUACGGGUGCUGGAUAUCCAUUCCUGCAACCGAAUCCAUCAGCCUUCAACCUUGGCUUCUUUGACUCUUUCGAUGACAUUUUCCGUCGUCUGCGCGCUCGUCUUUGGCCCGUGACAGUCGGUUCAGAUGAUUCUGAGGCUGGAUCUGGGGACUCGUCUAUUGAAACUGGCUUUCCACUUGGCUUCGGCUUGAGAGGUCUGACCCCCUUGGAUACCAAGAAUGGCAAUACCACAUCAACGGUUAAGGUCGUGGAUGGUCACAGAGUCGAGAUCAAUGAGACCGUCUAUGGGGAUACCAACAAUAUUUUCAAGGUGCGUGUGGUUAAUGUGCGACCCUUGGAUAGUGGCGAGGAAGCUGUGGAGGGCGUGACCAAUAACAAUGGUGAGGUAAAGCCGGAAAGUUCACCCCCCACUUCGGCGCCUCCGAAACGCAGCGAACUUGAUGAAUCCGACGAGGAUCGUCGUGAACCCCUGGAGAAGCAGCCCAGGGACAACGAAGUCCGCGACAUCGAUGGACCUCAGGUAUAAAAGCCAGAAUAAAAAAAACUUUGACAGCUUUUACCAGCGUUUCCAAAGCAACUAAAAAGAAAAUCUAACCAGGAAAUGCUUACAAAAUGCCUUGCCAAUAAAUAUAAUCGAAUUCUUCGUAGAGCUCUACUAAUCGUCUAAAUAUAUACAUACUAUAUACAUAUAACUGAACAAUCUGUAUAUUGAGCCGCCUAUGAAUCUAUUCAUACAUGUCAACUUGUAAUAUAUUAAAAUUUCUAAUACUUUUUUUUCAAAUAAAGGUUUGCAUUAAAACUAAA
This is a messenger RNA of Drosophila innubila, 1191 nucleotides long. RefSeq lists its product as uncharacterized. The record is from RefSeq and is a predicted model, not a curated record. The transcript has 4 exons. The coding region runs from base 203 to 913 and encodes 236 amino acids. NCBI's taxonomy places the organism in Eukaryota, Metazoa, Arthropoda, Insecta, Diptera, Drosophilidae.